Molecule: messenger RNA, 243 nt
Organism: Protopolystoma xenopodis
Lineage: Eukaryota; Metazoa; Platyhelminthes; Monogenea; Polystomatidea; Polystomatidae
Source: the annotation of a GenBank genome assembly
AUGCGCAUACGUACAAAUCACUAUCUUAUCCCUCUUGUAUCUCCUCAUUCCUUUCUCCUAUCAAGUGGAAACUGUAUCGCCUGUGCACAAGCACCACUUGAGGCUAAGGCAAGGCACUACUGGGACCUCUUGUAUUCGGGGACUCUAGUUCGGCUACGUGUCCGAUUGCGUGUCCCGCCUCGUGAUUUCAGGUUAAUUGCUCUUCCUCUCGUCUGGCUCUCUCAGACGGGCCCUCACCGUUAG